UCUGUGCAUAACUAAUAAGUCUCUAUGAAAUACCAAAUGCGUAGGGUGAAGUGGAUAAAUCUUGUCCUGAUGUUGCUAAAGAUCAAAAUGUGUGUGCAGAUCCUAUUGUCAAUGUUGCUACUGAGGUUUGUUGUUUAAUAUUUUUUCGCUUUUGGUUUUUAUCAUUGAAAAGUAUGUUCUUCAAGAACUAGGUAUCAAAUGUUAUUGUUAGUUUGGUGCUUGUAGUGUCUGUUAUUACCAAUGUUUUUUCUGUAUUUAUAUGUUGUGUUGUUUGUGCGUAAGUGUUAUUUGUCUGUGAAAUACCAUAUGCUUAGGCUGAAGGGGAGAAUUCUAUUGCUCUUGAUGGUGAGACACAAAAUUCGGAAAUAGAUCCUGUAAUGAACAUAGUGGAUGAGGUAUGUUGAAGGAUACAAUCAUACCGGUUGUGAUAUUUACAUUGUUGUUGGUUAAGAAAGAUUUUGCGUUAAUCAUUCCUAAAUGAGGCUUACCUUCAUUUCAAAGUUGAAAUGGGAAUCUGAACAAAGUAAGGAAGGACACAUGUAUGAGGAGUGUCCCACUCCCACAAAUCUUUUGAUGUGCCUAAAUGAGGUGCACAUUGCGAUUUCCAAAAUGACAAUUUAAGUACUUGGAUUGAAGAUGAGGUGCACAUUGCGAUCUCCUAAUUUUGAUCAAUUUGUGUAGGUUGAAGAUGACAAGUUCCCGGCUUUGACAGUUCCAUUUAAAAACUUGGAUUGGGAUGUGCUUGGUGAUAAUGUUGGAACUGGUGGGGUAGACAUGAAGGUCAUUGAAAAGGUGAGUAUGAAAGAAUUGAAGAAGAGAAAGUGGUUCAAAUCUAAGUACAUUUGCAACCCCUUCAUUGCGCCAACGGCUAAGAGGCUUAAGGUUGGAGGAAGUGACAGUGACUAUGAUUCCUUCAAGGCAUGGGUGGAGGAAGAUGAUGCUAUUCAACCUAGCGUACUUCACCAAGAUAUUCCAUCAUCUUACCCGACAAAUAGGACCUUCUUAAGAGUGUUAAUGGAUGAAAAUGAAUGGCUAAGUAGUGAGCGUUUGCGGAGUCACUGUUGCAGAAGUUGCCCUUGAUGCCCGAGUGUGCGUAUGAGAACAUGGCAGCGAAAAGAUGUGAAUUUGCAAUGAGGCUCUGGAGUUUGAGGAAGCGAUCAACGUAGACAAGUUUUAAUGGGUGUGAAUGUGUAGUGUACGAUGGAUUUGUAUGUACAAUCAUUGAUGUAACCUUACUAUAUACGUUUUGUGGUGGUUAGUUUUGGAAUGCAUGGGUUUGGUUGUUAAAUGUAGGAUGUUGUACAAUGUUACAAUAACAAUGUUGUACAAUGUCCUAGAAUGUACUCCCAAAUAUUAUCAAUGUUGUACUUAACUGUCAUUGGUGUUCAUAUAAACAGAGAAAGCUUUUUUGUCUGUGACUUGUAUCCACUUUGUUUGUGCUAUGUACACUAUAAUAUAUGUCACAAAC
This is a messenger RNA of Cuscuta europaea, 1468 nucleotides long. Lineage: Eukaryota; Viridiplantae; Streptophyta; Magnoliopsida; Solanales; Convolvulaceae. The record is from the annotation of a GenBank genome assembly.